Molecule: messenger RNA, 1470 nt
Organism: Sphaerulina musiva SO2202
Lineage: Eukaryota; Fungi; Ascomycota; Dothideomycetes; Mycosphaerellales; Mycosphaerellaceae
Product: P-loop containing nucleoside triphosphate hydrolase protein
Exons: 2
Coding region: 1-1041 (346 amino acids)
Cellular component (GO): cytoplasm
Source: RefSeq, a predicted model, not a curated record
AUGCACGCCCGGCUUGGAUACUCUAGUUACGCGGCAUAUCGGCUCGAGAGGCGAUUAGCAGAGUCUUCGCGUUGGGGAUAUGGGUUUAUGGAUACCUAUGCUCGAAUAUACUCUCUUUUCACAGGCCGUAAGGGAGGUAAAGAGUUUACUCGCUAUUGCCGGACUAGUCCAGCUUCGACUUUUCCAACUAUUUCCACUACUACUAUUACUAUCACUACUACAACCAAUCCCACCACCACCGCUCCCAUGGAAGAACAAGUCUCCCAUCUCGUCGACAAGCUCCAACACAAACUCGCCAACCUCCCCGCGAACAAACGAUAUCUCGUCGCCGUGAGCGGGAUACCCGGGUCUGGAAAAACCACCCUCGCCUCCCGAGUAGCCAACUCGCUCAAUUCCCGCUGUCGCCGCUCGGACACACACGAAAAGAGCGCCGCCGCCGCCGCCGACACGACGCCCACCACUUCUGCCCUCGAUGUCGCGACGUUCCUGCCCAUGGACGGCUAUCAUCUCACACGCGCGCAACUCUCUGCCCUCCCCGAUCCAGCACAUGCUCACGCGCGUCGCGGCGCAGCAUUUACAUUUGACGCGCCGGCAUUUUUGGCAUUGGUGAAGAAAUUGCGGGAGCCGAUUGGUGCAGAUACAAAGACUAUUUACGCGCCGAGUUUCGACCACGCGGUCAAAGAUCCUGUGGAAAGGGAUAUUGCGAUUCCGGGCUCGAGUCGGGUGGUGGUGAUGGAAGGGAAUUAUUUAUCUUUGGGAAAGGACGAGUGGAAGGAGGCGGCGGGGUUGAUGGAUGAGUUGUGGUUUGUCGAGGUGGAAGAGGAGGUUGCGAGGAAGAGAUUGGUGAGGAGGCAUGUGGCGAGUGGGAUUGCACGGGAUGAGGAGGAAGCGGGGAGGAGGGCGGAUGAGAAUGAUUUGGUGAAUGGGAGGGAGAUUGUGGAGGGGCGGUUGGAGGUGCAUGAGGUGAUUCGGAGUGAGGAGGAUGAGAGGUGGGGGCCGGAGAGGCAGGGUGUUGAGAAGGAGAUGGGGAGCACGAGGUGAAGGAAUAUUGAGUCGUAAUAUGUUGAAGCUACGUAAGGUGUGAUAUACAUGAACGACGAGCGAGACAGCAGCUCUUGCUGUGGACAAUGGGCUAUCGCGAUACAUGCUCUGUAGAUGGGGGUUGCAUGCAGGUCAACAAGAGCAUCAGAAGGCGGUGCUAGCAACAAGUAGGGUGUUGCAGUCUUUUGCGUGGAGAGCGAUGUGACAGGAGGAGUAAGUAGCAGUCAGUCGCAGAGCAGUAGUAUUCCGCCCAGCAUGGAGGCUCUGUAUAGUGCAUGUCGACAUGUGAAGAGAAAGUAAGACACCUACCUAGUACCUAUGGUCGGUCGUCAUAACAGAAGAUGGCCGUCGUCAUAGCAGAGGGUCGUCAUAGCACAUCACCACUUUCGGCUUUCAAUCUUGGCGGUGGAGGAGAUUGCGACAAACAGG